Pipistrellus kuhlii (Kuhl's pipistrelle) is the source of this 3486-nucleotide messenger RNA. RefSeq names its product zinc finger and BTB domain containing 7A (gene ZBTB7A). The record is from RefSeq and is a predicted model, not a curated record. Gene Ontology annotation, molecular function: protein binding; DNA-binding transcription factor activity, RNA polymerase II-specific; RNA polymerase II cis-regulatory region sequence-specific DNA binding. Lineage: Eukaryota; Metazoa; Chordata; Mammalia; Chiroptera; Vespertilionidae. Gene Ontology annotation, biological process: regulation of transcription by RNA polymerase II. The transcript is spliced from 3 exons. The coding region runs from base 392 to 2146 and encodes 584 amino acids.
GCCUGGUUGUGUAACCGUCCCCAGCCCCCCCUCUUCUCGGCCCCCUGCCCCGGUCGUGGGGGGGGGGGUGUCACCCACCCGGUGCUCCCCGGGGAGGGCGGCGGCCGGAGCGGCCGCGCCUCUCGUGCGAGUCCGGGGAUGCGCGGCCUAGUGCAGGCCGGGCCCGGGCGUGGGGAAGGCGAGCGGGCGGACCCAGAUCCGGGGUAAUUUGCAUCGCCCUCCCCCCAGUCCGGGUGGGGAUUGGCCGCCGGCGGCGGGGGGUGGCGCGGAGCCAGGCUCACUGCCGUCUCCCGGCCCCUCGGAGGAAGCCUGCCCUGCCGCCACCGCCGCCGCCGCCGCCGGGGCCGGGCCCCCUCGCCGCUGACCCGGGAAGGAGGUCUCGGCGCGGAAGAUGGCCGGCGGCGUGGACGGCCCCAUUGGGAUCCCGUUCCCCGACCACAGCAGUGACAUUCUGAGUGGGCUCAACGAGCAGCGGACGCAAGGCCUGCUGUGUGACGUGGUGAUCCUGGUGGAGGGCCGCGAGUUUCCCACGCACCGCUCGGUGCUGGCGGCCUGCAGCCAGUACUUCAAGAAGCUGUUCACGUCGGGCGCCGUGGUGGACCAGCAGAACGUGUACGAGAUCGACUUCGUCAGUGCCGAGGCGCUCACAGCUCUCAUGGACUUUGCCUACACGGCCACGCUGACUGUUAGCACAGCCAACGUGAGUGACAUCCUCAGCGCUGCCCGCCUGUUGGAAAUACCCGCCGUGAGCCACGUCUGUGCCGACCUCCUCGACAGGCAGAUCCUGUCGGCCGAUGGGGGCACUGAUGCUGGGCAGCUGGACCUGGUAGAUCAAAUUGAUCAGCGAAACCUCCUCCGUGCCAAGGAGUACCUCGAGUUCUUCCAGAGUAACCCCAUGAACAGCCUGCCCCCCGCGGCCGCCGCGGCCGCCGCCGCUGCCGGCUUUCCGUGGUCAGCCUUCGGCGCAUCCGACGACGACCUGGAUGCCACCAAGGAGGCCGUGGCUGCCGCCGUGGCUGCCGUGGCUGCAGGCGACUGCAACGGCUUGGACUUCUACGGGCCCGGCCCCCCGGCUGAGCGGCCCCCGGCCGGGGACGGGGACGAGGGCGACAGCAACCCGGGUCUGUGGCCGGACCGGGACGAGGACACCCCCGCUGGGGGCCUCUUCCCACCCUCCGUGGCCCCUCCAGCUGCCACGCAGAACGGCCACUACGGCCGGGGCGGGGAGGAGGAGGUCUCGCUGUCGGAGGUGGCCCCGGAGCCCGGGGACUCUCCCGGCUUCCUGUCGGGAACAGCCGAGGGCGAGGACGGCGACGGGACCGAUGCGGACGGGCUGGCGGCCAGCACGCUGCUGCAGCAGAUGAUGUCGUCGGUGGGCCGGGCCGGGGCGGCGGACAGCGACGACGAGGCGAGGGCAGACGACAAGGGGGUGGUGGACUACUACCUGAAGUACUUCAGCAGCGCCCACGACAGCGACGUCUACCCAGCCUGGUCGCAGAAGGUGGAGAAGAAGAUCCGGGCCAAGGCCUUCCAGAAGUGCCCCAUCUGCGAGAAGGUCAUCCAGGGCGCCGGCAAGCUCCCGCGGCACAUCCGGACCCACACCGGGGAGAAGCCCUACGAGUGCAACAUCUGCAAGGUCCGGUUCACCAGGCAGGACAAGCUCAAAGUGCACAUGCGGAAGCACACAGGUGAGAAGCCGUACCUCUGCCAGCAGUGCGGGGCGGCCUUCGCCCACAACUACGACCUAAAGAACCACAUGCGUGUGCACACCGGCCUGCGGCCCUACCAGUGCGACAGCUGCUGCAAGACCUUCGUCCGCUCCGACCACCUGCACAGACACCUCAAGAAGGACGGCUGUAAUGGCGUCCCCUCGCGCCGCGGCCGCAAGCCCCGGGUCCGCGGUGGGGGGCUCGGGGGGCCCGACCCCGGCCCCGGGGCCGCCCCGCCCGGCGCCUCCGCCCCGCCCGGCUCCCCCGAGGCCCGGCGCAACGGCCAGGAGAAGCACUUUAAGGACGAGGAGGAGGACGAGGAGGCGGCCAGCCCCGAUGGCCUGGGCAGGUUGAAUGUAGCGGGUGCUGGUGGAGGGGGUGGUGACGGGGCCGCUGGGAACCCUGCCGACGGCAGCUUCGCGGCUGGACUCGCCUGAAAACCAAAAAGAAGAAAAACCCGAGAGAGACAGAGAGAGAGAGAGAGAAAAUCACCCCCCACCCCCCAAAAAACACAAAAAAAUUAUCUAUAUACAGAUAUCUAUAUCGAUAUAUAUAUAUACAGAUAUAUAUAUAUAUGAAGCAUCACAGAAUCUAGGAUAGUGCUUUUCUCAGAUUUUUCUCUUUCAUGAAGUUCUCUCCCUCCAUGGGGACUCUUGCCCUCUCCUCCCAACUCCCCUUUCUCUCCACCCCGUCGAUGAGUUUCGGGGCUUGGUUUGGGGUUUGUGGGACACGGGUUCUGAGUCCCCCCUCCUCCCCACUGGGCGCCCCCAGCAUAGGGUCUGGGAUCCCAUUCGAGACCUGGGCAGGGUCCCAGGUCCCGGGCAGGGACGAGGGCUGUUGUGGAGGGAAGGGUUGAGGCAGGACUGGGGUGGGCUUGUUUUUCUCCCCUUGCUGGUUUCUAUGAGUCUUUCAGACAAGACCUUAAAUAAUUUCUGUCUGCUGUGAGCGGACGUUAAAAUAGUCCCUGAACCUACCCCCACCCUCCUUCCUCAGGGCACUUAUUAAGUGGGGGUCUCCCCCCUAGAUCUCCCCGUAGGCUCCUUGCCUCCUAUCCUUGUCUGUGGUCCCUUAUCUCCUGGCCACUGCGACACAAACCUAUUUAUUUCCACGUGUGGAGAAAGGGGGGACGACGGGGAGAGGGGGCACCAGGAUGGCUCCCAGGGGUUCUGUUGCCUUCCUCCAUGGCACUUAAACCCAUGGGGGCACCCAGGGGCCUCCUCUCAGAGCGCCCCAUCACCCGUCUGUGUCCCCAUCCCAGGUCAUUCAGACCCAGUUAAAGUUUGGAGAUUCAAAACUUGUCUUCACCCUCUCCCAACUUUUUAAAGCACUUUUUAGAUGGUUUCCCCCUCUUUUCCUCCUUAAAAACAAAAUUUAUAUAUAUAAGUAUAUAUAAAGAGAGAUAUAUAUAAGAUAUAACUUUUCCUCAGAGGAGCAGACAACAGUGUGGGGUGAGACAGCCAAGGGCAGAGGGAACCCAGGGUCUUACGGUGGCAGGGAAGAGGGGAGAGAAGAGUCCAGAAGUUCCAAUGUCACAAAAGCAAUAAGAUUUUACAAAACGAAAGGAAACAAACAAACAAAAAAAUGACAACCAACCAUAAAUAGAAGUCUUGGCACUUUGUAACAGAACGGGUACUAUACUUUAUCUUAAUUUAAAAACAUGUUUACAAGUUGCAACCAACUUCUAUGAAAAGUUGAAAAGACAAAAAAAAGAGAGAGAGAGAGAGCGAGAGUGUAAACAGAAAUUCCUAAAAGCUGAUUUAUUUUUGUACAAAAUAAU